AUGAGAAAUUCAAGUGCUAAAAAGAAGAAAAACGAUUCUAGAGCAGUGAAAAACUUACAAUCAUUCUUUUCGGCAUCAAAAGAGACACUACUAAGCGAAGAAGGAAAAACGGAGCAGGCCAAAAUGGCCGACGGAAGCUUUACAAAUGGGACUGAAAAGGUAAAUAAUUCUGAAAUUAUACUGGUUCCACAGCUUGCAAAACUGAAAACUGACAUUCUAGACCAAAUGUCUAAAUUAAUUGCCCCAUUAACUUCACAACUUGCUGAAAUAAAAUUCGAUCUGCAGUCAGCAAAUCAGAAAGCAGACAGAGCCUUGGAUAUGAGCUCUGCUGCACAAAGUGAAAUAAAAACGCUGCAAGAAACCAUCGAGACCCAACAAGAGAGACUAAUUAAUCUUGAAAUCAAUGUCAGACAAAAUCACCUUAAACUAAGAGGAAUUGAUGAGCUUUUUACACAAAAGGAGGACUUAACAUCUGUGAUUACAAGCUGGCUUGUAAAGCAAAUUGAAUUAGAGGAGGGUAUAGCCCCCCUAAUCACCAAAGCAUAUCGAGUUGGAACAAUCAAGCAAUAUAGAAAUAAAUCAGUACCAAGGGACAUAAUUAUAGAAAUUCCUGACCAAAGAAUAAGGAUGAAGAUAAUCGAAAAGGUUAAAAUAACUGGAUCAUUUUUAUUUAAUGGAUCCCCUGUGCAAAUAUUCAAUGACUUGCCAAGAGAAGCCUUACUGAUACGAAAAGAACUAAAGCCUAUCACAGAGACACUGAGGAAAGCCAACGUUAGAUAUAAAUGGCUAAACUACGUGAAAAUAUUAGUAAUACAGAAUGGGAAGCAUCAUAUUGCUACUAACUUGGAAAAUGGAACAGAACUUCUCAACAACAUCGGGGUGGAGAUCCCUAUGGAGACAAGCAAACAGAACCAGAAGAGGAAAUCAACGGACUUACUUUCUCCGCAGAAGGGAAUUGCUCCUGCUGCUUCCAGACAACAUGAGAAAAACCCUUCUUUCUUGUAUGCACCUCCUAGGCUUUCUCCAAGUAGAAAUGGGAUGGUUUCAUCUGAUCAGUCUUCCCAUCCAGAAACUCCAUGUAACUUUCGAUGGAAUUGCUCCUGGGUUUCAUCUGCUGAUGCUUCUGGAAAACCAGACUGGACAUUGUCUUCAGUGUUUGCUCUGACUUCACAGGAACGACAGCGGAUCAUGGAGAACAGCUCCUCCAACAGAGAUCUGGAAGGGCACAUUCUUCUCCUGAACUUCAGCAGGAUCUCAGAAAAGUGCAAGUUCAGCCUCCGCAGCCCAGUCUUGCCUUGGAGCUCUGAUUCCUGUUUGUUGGAAGUGGCAAUGUAUGCUGAGGGUGCCAGUCUAGCAGGAUUUUAUGCAGAAAUUCAGUAUGUGGAUUCUAACCACAGCAUAACCAUCCCUCUGCAAGAGGGAAAGGAAGAAGAUGCAGAGAUGAAGUGGAAAAUGCUGGUGGGUUCAAUCGGACGAAUGGAGAGAUCCUUUGAGAUCACCCUGCUGUAUUCAAGCUGUGAAAAAAGGAGUUCUGGUCUUGUGGCAUUGGGGUCUCUGCAGCUAAGAAAUUGCUUUCAUGACAAAGAUGAGCCGCAUCUUCCUGAAUACGGCACGGGUUCCAGUGACCCUUGCCCUCACGGAGGCUGCAUCAGCCACCUGUGGGUGUGUGAUUUUGACAGUGAUUGCACCAGCAAGGAAGGUGAUAGAUCCAUCUGUGAAAAUCUCCCAGAGGGAGCACACUGUUCUUUUGAGGAAGGUGACUGUGGAUGGACAUUGGAAGGCAACGUCAAUUGUUCCUGGUCUAUUAAAGGCUUUCCAAAAUUGUAUAAAGAUCUGAAUGGAGGCUCUGCCUUGCAUGCUACUAAAGGUCAGUUGCUGUAUCUGCGUGCAGACAGUGAUCAUACAGAUGCUGCUGCCAGAGCUUAUAGCGCCAGUCUGCCAGCCAGCCUUGCCAGCAGAGCCUACCAGGUCCAAUUCUCAGUGUAUAUAUUUGGCCGCUAUAAUGGUACCAUCUCACUCUCUGCUCCAGAAGAGGCAGAUGAUAUCAGUGCCUCACCGCUGGUGUGGGAAAGGAAAGAGAGCUGGAGUGAUCACUGGUUUCUCAUAACUGUAGACAUGCCAGCGCUUCAGAAGCGGUUUCGUCUGCAGUUCCUGGCCACCUGGGGCUGGAAUUCACAUGCUGACAUUGCUGUGGAUAAUAUUACCUUUGGUCUAGACUGCUCCCCUGAUGGAAGAAGACAAAGCUACCCUGAUGGAAAGCAACACUACCACGGGGAAAUGAAUAUAAUGGAUGAACGUUUCUUUAACCCACUGGAAGGACCCCUUCCUUUAGAAGAAGCGCCUGUUGCUCUCUGGUGGUUCACAUCCUGUGGAGCUAGUGGGCCUCGAGGACCAACUCAAGCACAGUGUGAUAGUGCCUAUUACAACACCAAUAUUUCUGUGACUGUGGAGAAAGAAGGGCAGUUACGAGGGGUGCAGGUGUGGAAAGUGCCAGCAUCGGACCGAUAUACGAUUUCAGCAUACGGAGCAGCUGGAGGGAAAGGAGCCAAGAACCACAACAAGAGAUCCCACGGGGUCUUUAUUUCAGCCAAUUUCCAGCUGGAGAAAGAUGAGCUCCUGUACAUCUUAGUGGGACAACAGGGAGAAGAUGCCUGCCCAGGGGGAAGCUUUCUGGCUCAGCAGAUCUGCUUGGGAGAAUCAUCCAUCAUUGAAGAAGAAUACAAGAAAGAGAAGGGUCUGACUGACUGGGCUGGAGGAGGGGGCGGGGGCGGAGGAGCCACUUACAUUUUUAGGCAGAAGGAUGGAGCUUUUGAACCCUUGCUCAUUGCCGCAGGAGGAGGAGGAAAGGCUUACUUGAAAUAUCAGGAUGUUUUGCUAGAGGAUGUCUUCUUGGAAAAAUAUGUGAACAGCACAGCAGUACCUGGAAUCAAUGGGAGAACUGGAGCAGCAGGUGGAGGAGGUGGUUGGGAAGAUGUUACCCAGUUUUCUUGGGCUGGGAAAUCUCUUCUGGAAGGUGGACAAGGUGGCAAAGCCUGCCACCAAUCUCUAGACAAACUCCAAUGGGCCACAUCAGGUGGCUUUGGUGGUGGAGGAGGAGCCUGUACAUCUGGUGGCGCAGGUGGAGGAUACAAAGGUGGUAAUGCCUCUGAAACAGAUGACAUCACAGCUGAUGGACAGCAUGGCCUUUCAUUUGUGAAUCCAGUUGGAGAGAUCUUCUUGCGUCCUUUGGCAGUUAUGGAAAGCCAUGGUGAAGUGGUGAUUGAAAUCUACUUGAACUGCACCCACUGCCAGUCAGGUAUCUGCAAGCCAGGUCCUGACACUGCCCUCCCAAUCUGUAUCUGUGGGAUUGGAGCCAUCUUAGCCAAUGAUAAUGUCUCUUGUACAGAUAUCCGUGGACCUGUUCCAGAAAGCCACCUGCCUUUCCCACUCCUCUUGACUGUGGUAGCAAUCAUUGUGGUGCUUGGAAUGGCUCUCACUUGUGGCAGCCUAUCAGUUGUUUAUCAUCGUAAGAAGCAGCAGCUGGAAAGGACCCGUGCACAUUUGCAGAGUCCAGAAUACAAACUGAGUAAAAUCCGUACCUCCACCAUCAUGACAGAUUAUAACCCCAACUACAGUUUUGCAGGAAAGGCAGCCACCCUCAGUGAACUCAAGGAGAUCCCACGCAAGAACAUCACACUGCUUCAGGCUCUUGGACAUGGAGCAUUUGGUGAAGUUUACAAAGGGACAGUGGUAGGAAUCACAGCAGAUCCCAGACCUCUGCAAGUGGCUAUCAAGACAUUGCCAGAAAUCUGUUCUGAGCAGGAUGAGAUGGAUUUCCUGAUGGAAGCACUUAUAAUAAGUAAAUUCAAUCACCAGAAUAUUGUGCAGUGUGUUGGGGUAAGCCUCCAGACCUUGCCUCGCUUUAUCCUGUUGGAGCUUAUGACUGGUGGAGAUAUGAAGAGCUUCCUUCGGCAGAAUCGCCCUCGGGAGAAUCAGCCAUCCACUUUGACGAUGCAAGACCUGCUAAACAUAGCCAGGGACAUUGCUUGUGGCUGCAAAUAUCUUGAAGAGAAUCACUUCAUCCACAGGGAUAUAGCUGCAAGGAACUGCCUUCUGACUUGCACUGAGCCUGGACGUGUAGCCAAGAUCGGUGACUUUGGAAUGGCUCAGGAUAUCUACAGGGCAAGCUAUUAUCGUAAAGGAGGACGAGCAAUGCUUCCAGUCAAGUGGAUGCCCCCGGAGGCUUUCCUAGAAGGAAUCUUCACCUCCAAGACGGAUACUUGGUCUUUUGGGGUACUGCUUUGGGAGAUAUUUUCUUUAGGCUACAUGCCUUAUCCUUGCAAAACCAACCAGGAAGUACUAGAGUUUGUCACCAGUGGGGGACGAAUGGAUCCACCAAAGAAUUGUCCAGGACCUGUAUACCGGAUCAUGACUCAGUGCUGGCAACAUAGCCCUGAGUAUCGACCCAACUUCUCCACCAUUCUGGAAAGAAUCAAGUACUGUACACAGGACCCUGAUGUGAUCAAUACAGAACUGCCUAUUGAAUGUAGCCCAACGGCAGAGGAUGAAGGAAAUACAUUGUUGCACCCUAACAGUUCCACCAGGAUGGUUCCUUCGUUGGGGAACCCUUCUCCUACACCUCAGACAAGCCCAAGAACAUUAGAAGGCUAUAAUCCAGUGCCCAAAUAUGUACAGUAUCCACAGGAGCUGCUGGUGGAUAAUCUUGGUAACUGGACAGCCAGAGAACCUAACAUACCUUGCUUCAGUGAUUCCAGCACUGGAAUGUGGGCCCAGCCAACCCUCAACCAACAACAAGCAUCAACAAGUCAACCAGCACACAAGUUGAAGAAUAAAACCAAAAAUCUUUGGAACCCAACUUAUGGGUCCUGGGUCUUGGAAAGUAUUUGCCAGCCUGGACCCAGCUCCAAAUUCAAAGUAACACGAGACCGAGAAGAUUCAGGAUUCGAUGGGAACUGCAGUUCUUCCCCUAGUCCUAGGGCAUCACCAGCAUCUCCCAGUCAGAGCCAUUUUCGUCACACUGAUAUUGGUGGGAUUGAACUGGUGAAGCUACAGAGUUUCCCUUGUGGCAAUGUGAAUUAUGCUUAUGAUGAUCUUUGCUAUGAAACAAAUCGGCCUUCAAGCUUGGCAGCAGAGCCCACCACACUGCUGAGGAGUGCUAGCCUUCACAGAGAUGGCAAGUUUUUCAGUAAACCAGAGAAAACCUCCAGAGAAAGGGACUCUGGCCUUUCCUUGUCUGAUGACCUGAAUAUUACACCAGUAUAAUGGUGUGCUCCUCCAGAAAAUGAAGAUUCACUGUGGGAGUGAGCUAUUAACACAAAAGCAAUUGAAAGUCCUCAUUGUUGUUGUUGUUGUUGUUUUAUUCCUCCCUCUCUCCAUGUUCUAGAAGCAGGUAGUUUAAGGUCUUGAUCAGGCCUGAAGCCCUUGAGUGCCCAGUACCCUUCAAAACAAAACGUGCUUCAACCUAUUAACCAAGUACCAGGGGUUACAAAGGUAAUGAUGUCCCUGGGACAAAGAUUCAAUGUCUAAUAGUUUACAGUCACAGUAACUCACGCUGGUGGGGGGGAAAGUAUCUCCACAGUCAAAUAGAGCAUGUAAGAAACAGCCAGGUCAUUGAUUUGGCACAUUGCUGAUGCACCCUGCAAGUGAUUCACCUGUAAGACUGGCCUACUGAGUGGGAAAUAAGACUAUCUGGGCAUGCACCACAUAACAUGGCUGAAAAGGUAAAGUAACAAAGAAACAGAACCAAAGUGAAGGAAGAAAGUAGAAUUUUUUUUUUUUAACUACU
Molecule: messenger RNA, 5785 nt
Organism: Eublepharis macularius
Lineage: Eukaryota; Metazoa; Chordata; Lepidosauria; Squamata; Eublepharidae
Gene: LTK
Product: leukocyte receptor tyrosine kinase
Exons: 29
Coding region: 1-5262 (1753 amino acids)
Biological process (GO): positive regulation of kinase activity; multicellular organism development; regulation of cell population proliferation
Cellular component (GO): signaling receptor complex; membrane
Molecular function (GO): transmembrane receptor protein tyrosine kinase activity; ATP binding; protein binding
Source: RefSeq, a predicted model, not a curated record